Molecule: messenger RNA, 5282 nt
Organism: Mobula hypostoma (lesser devil ray)
Lineage: Eukaryota; Metazoa; Chordata; Chondrichthyes; Myliobatiformes; Myliobatidae
Product: kunitz-type protease inhibitor 1-like
Exons: 10
Coding region: 109-1614 (501 amino acids)
Biological process (GO): epidermis development; epithelium development; extracellular matrix organization
Cellular component (GO): plasma membrane
Molecular function (GO): serine-type endopeptidase inhibitor activity; protein binding
Source: RefSeq, a predicted model, not a curated record
UGUUGUGUUACACUUCCUGUUGUACAGGCUAGGAGGCCACAGCGCCCGUUUUCGCAUUCACCUGCGGACUCAGAGAACACCUCGCAACGGCCCAGGAGCGCCGCCAAUAUGACCAGCCCCAGCUUGCCGACCUUCACCCUGCUAGCCUGCCUGCUGUUGCUGCCGCUGCCCCGGGGCAGCAGGGUCGCCGUAGCUGAAGAAUGCCAGCGCAACUUCGAGCUGGGUCGGGAAGACUUCGUCCUGGAUACAGACGAUUCUGUGGCGGCGGGCGCCACCUUCCUGAGUUCGCCCAACGUGAACCGCGCCCGCGACUGUCUGCGGCUCUGCUGCCGCCUCCGAGACUGUAAUGUGGUCCUGCUGGAGGACAUGGCCGGCCAGUCCACGGUCGAGCCCAUGUACCGGACCAUCAAGGGCUGCUUCCUCUUCAACUGCCUCUACAACAAGGACUACGUCUGCCGGUUCUUCAGGAGGGCUGGUUUCAGCAACUUCAUCCUCAGGGAUGUCUACAAAGAGUACCUCAAGCCCAGGUCACCUGAAGAAGGUGACAAACUGCCAGUGGCAAAAGCAGGAAGAGACCGAAUUGUACAGCCAAAUGAGGAAGUAACUCUGAGUGGGCUGGAGAGCAGAGAUGACUAUAAUAUUAACAGUUUUGAUUGGGAUCUUGUCCAGGGAGAUCCUUCAGUGAAGAUAACGCGGACUAAAAAUCGAGAUGAAGUGGUGGUUUCAAACCUGAAGGUGGGGGAUUACACCUUUCAGCUGACUGUCACAGACACGGCUGGUCAGAAGACGACGGACAACAUGAUCAUAACUGUCCUCUCGCCAGAUCAAACAGUGGAGUACUGCAAUGCUCAGCGUAAAGUGGGGCCUUGCCGUGGAGCCUUUCCUCGCUGGUAUUACGAUGCCUACACCAAGUCCUGCAAGAAAUUCACUUAUGGUGGCUGCAAGGCCAACCAGAACAACUUUGUGGACCAGAAGGAGUGCGAACAAGCCUGUGGCGGGGUCAGAGAUGAUGCCAAGUCCUCACGCAGAUCAGAUCUUCCACGCUGCACCGGAGAAUGCACUGAGCAGCAGUUUAAGUGCGCAGACAACUGUUGCAUCGAUCGUAACCUGGAGUGCGAUGGAACUUCCCAAUGCAGAGAUAGCUCAGAUGAAUCUGGCUGUGAACACAUAAGAGACCGAUUCAAUAGGCUGUUGGACAUAGACAUCCCUAAAGAGAAAGCUCGCUGCAUCUACCCUCCGGAGACUGGCCCCUGCCGAGCAGACUUAAGCUUCUUCUACUACAACCCCUUCAGCAAGUCGUGUGAGCGCUUCACAUACGGAGGCUGUUUUGGCAACGAGAACCGUUUCCAGGAGGAGAGCAAAUGCAUGAAAGCUUGCCGAGGAGUGUCAGAAAAAGAAGUAUUUUACCGAAGUGCUUUUGAGAGGCAGGAGCAAGAAAAAUCUUCAAAUGCUGGCAUUGCCAUAGCUGUGGUUCUUGCCAUUUGCAUCACUGUGGUUCUUGCCAUCCUGAUCUACUACCUGCUGAAAAUGAAGAAGCAGAGUCGACAUCAAGCAGGCCCAGUCAGUUCCACCAGCUCCACCAUUGAGGAGGCGAAGAGACUGAUGCACAUGUAAUCGAAGCCCGUCUGAUGUGUGAGGUUCCGACGCCUCCAAUGCCAUUAAAUACUUUCGGUUAGGGGAAGGUCCAACGGGUGGGAAGGGUUUGAAACUGAUGGGUUCCUUUUUAUAGGUAAAAUACUUUUACCGUGCCUGGAUUUCAUGUUUCAAUGGUAUACCAGUGUGCCUCCAUUUAUCCAGUUGCCAGAGAUAUUUCCACACACCUCUAAGCUGAAUAAUGGUUUUGACUCUGCACUGGAUAAGCACCUCUUUCAUUUCUUGUUUUUAAAUGAUUACACACUCCAUUUAGUAUCCAGUUGGACCAUAAAAACCACAGACUUGCCCUGCAGUGGGCUUACAGGCUCUUCUAGCGUUUCUUCUGAUUGUCUGGUUUCAGGAGGGAGGAUCCUGAGCCAUGUUUACAGCAGAAAUACUGUUUCAGGGAUUCAGGGUGUAAGAUUUUGAGGCUGUUGGGAUGUCACUGUGGCCUCUGCAUUGUUGCUAAUAAUGCUCUAGUUUACCUUUCAAAAUGAUUGCCGCAUGGCUAAGCUGAAACCCCUCAUGGUUUCUCAAGGUAAAUGCUCCCUCAUUCCCAUCCUCCUGAUGUUCCUUAAUCAUCCUCUGGCUGGCCCACCAUAAUUCUGCUCCCUUUGGCACUCCCUAAACCCUCUGACUCCUUCUGUUUCUGCUUCCUAAUUCCCAUUCCUCUGACAUUUCCCAAUCCCCAAACCUCUUACUCUCCUGAUCGCUGUUCCCCUAAACUUCCCAAAUCCUUAUUUCCAUACACCUGGCCAUCCUGCCCCCUCGACACUUGCCCCAUCUUAGCAUCUCCUCUCUCCCUCCCUUCCUUCCUUUUUACUGGGUCUCUUCUUGCCUCUGUUCUAUAAUUUGGUCUCCAUGGGUCAGCUCCUGGUUCUUUGCUUGGCAAAUAACGCUGCUGAGUCCAUUUCACAGUGCGCCUGGGGGACCUUGGCAUACAACUAGUUUAACUGGUGGUUAAUAAUGUAAUAACCCCAAGAAAUUCUGACAUUUGCCCAUAGAGAAGCGGGUUGAGAAUGGGACGACAGGAAAAUGCACAAUGAGAAAUAUUCUGUAUGUACAUUUUAUUUUCUCGGUUUUUUUUUAGUUGAACUGGAAGAGCUGAUAGUCAGUUUUUGGGCUUCGCAUGAGGGAAAAUUAGGGUUAAACCAGCCCACCUGCUCAUCAAGGACAGAAUACCAUAAUGGUCAGCAGACUAAUAAUUAGUUCCCCUGUGGGUGACACUGUGUUCCUUCUCAUUGCCAUAUUUUUGAAGUGGUCUUAAAUACAGAGCAUAUUCUUGCUUUUAUUUAGGCAACUGGAUAUCUUAUAAACCCUACUACACUCACAUAGAAACAUAGGUGCAGGAGUAGGCCAUUUGGCCCUUCGAGCCUGCACCUCCAUCCAGUAUGAUCAUGGCUGAUCAUCCAACUCAGAACCCUGUACCUGCUUUCUCUCCAUACACUCUGAUCCCUUUAGCCACAAGGGCCAUAUCUAACUCCCUCUUAAAUAUAGCCAAUGAACUGGUCUCCACUGUUUCCUGUGGCAGAGAAUUCCACAGAUUCACCACUCUGUGUGAAGAAGUUUUUCCUCAUCUCGGUCCUAAAAGGCUUCCCCUUUAUCCUCAAACUGUGACCCCUUGUUCUGGACUUCCCCAACAUCGGGAACAAUCUUCCUGCAUCUAGCCUGUCCAAUCCCUUUAGAAUUUUAUACGUUUCAAUAAGAUCCCUCACAGUCAAGCUACUCGUGUCUGUACUUAGUUAUUGGAGAUAAUUUUAUCCUAUUGGCCUAAAAUUAAACACCCUCAAUCCUAAGAAAAGUUGGUGGAAUGACGAUAUACUACCCCAUCCUGAACAAUCGUAUGCUGGUGAUUAUAGGUGUCUAACAGUUAAAUGUAUUUGACUAAUUGCUGCAGGUUAAUGGUUAAUUUUCAUUCUACUCAUUUUACCUAUUACACAUUGAUAGCCCCUCUCUCUCCUGUAUUGCCAGAAUGACAGUCUAAAAGUAACUCCUUGCCCCUAUAGUUGUGCAAAUGAAACACAACCGAAGUAUGUCUCUAAUCAAGCUCAGUUAUCUCGAUGAUUUGUGUCUGCCCUUUGUCAUUUGUACUGUCACUUACUGACUGCCUGUUAUGCCGCUGGCAUUUAGGGCAGCAAUGAAGAUCCUUCAUCUUUGUCUGUGUGGACGGAUUCUUCAUUGCUGUUUCCCUAACUAUUGUUUUUUGACAAGUCAGGGUUGUCAGUUCUGAGCUGAACCCCCGAACCUGGAGGGUCAGUGGACCACUCUUCACCUAGCCUCUAUCCAUUGACCUCUUUGGCAUGGGUAACCCGACCAAGAGCCAAAGCACAGGGCCCUGACUCCAGCCAACAUAACACUCCGGGUCAUUGAGACAUGAAAGCCUCCAAGCCCUAUGACAAGGUUGUGCUCCUCUUGGAGGGUGCUGCUGUGAAUUGGAAGAAGAAUCAAAAACCAUAGGAGAAGAGGUCAAGAAAUUUCAGUUUGAAGAGAAGUUGUGCAAAGGUGUAGGGUUGGCCAAUCCUGGCAAUGCAAAGUACGGCCUGGCAAGUGUGAAUCAAUGAGAUUUUGAACAAUCUUCAUUGGUGUUAAGAAAUCUUGUGCCAGAUUCUAACUGCCAACCGAUGAAUGCGAUGCAGGAUGCGACUCUUGGUGAACAGUGUGCUUUUACAGCAAUGUAUUUGCUCUUCAGACAGUCUGCUUAAAUAGUGCUUUGUAGCAAAAGGCCUACAGAGUCUAGCUAAAAUGAACUUCUCUACUACAAACAAAAAUAGAAAGCCAUUCAGCUACAUCUGAUUAAAUGCAAGAUGACCUCUCCAGCAAACACAAGGAAUGAAGGCAGAUUACCUGAUACAAAGAAGGUAAGAAAAAGCAAACCCAGCCACUUAUAGAUGAUGCAAUUGAUCUAAGAAUCGCAAUCAUUGCCCUUCUGACCACAAGUAAUGGUAUCACUAUCUGUAACCAUGCCAUAAUUACACAGAGUAACGUUUGCCAGAGCUUUCAGUUAACAAAGAAAAUUUUGGUUUGCGUUCAUAAAAGUUGCAGGUUUGAGGUAACAUUAGCAAACAUAUUUCUGUGUUUUCUUUUGUAAAAUUUCUGACUUCUGAGUAUUCAGAUUUUUUUUGAGAUUGAACUGUCAAAUUGUGAAUUUAUAUUUUAAUUUUUGCUUCCAACUUUAAUGUUUGUAUUUAAUAAAUAUAUAUUUCUAGUCUAGGAAUCUGCAUGCAGUGUGUGUUUUCUUUGCAAACGUUUGAUACCUUGUUGAAGCUGUGUCUGGACUGCUUGCACUUUUGCUUCUGUGUUGAAGGUUGUGGGUUCAAGUCCUCCCUCCAGCAAUACGCAGAUAAUAACCUCUGGAGAUGCCAUCUCUCAGCUGAAAGUGAAAACAGUGGGCUGUAUACCUUUCCAGAUAAUGCUAAUCAUUCUGUGGUCAUUCUUGUAUAUAAAAAAAAGAAGAGUUGGAGAAUUGUCCCCAACAUACUGGCCAAUAUUAAUCUCUCACCAAUAAUUUUGUCAACAGUUGACUUGGUUGACGUACAUUGUAAACUACCAUAUUACAGCAUUUCAGAAUUGACUUUCAUAAAAAAUAAAGGCCGCUUUAGCUAUGUUCAAGUCAUGAAGGAUGCUUGAUAAUAAAAACAGAAAAACGUGUA